AUGUCGCAUCAUCAAUAUAAUGAUGAAAUUGCACCGGAUGUUGUUCCGUCUCCUACUCCACAACAAAUUUCAAUUUCAUUAUCUUCACCUUCACCUUCAACAAUAUUACCUGAAAAUAAUAUAAAUACUAAUCAACAACUGUUCUUUCAAAAUGAUAAUAAUAAUAAUAAUAAUAAUAAUAAUAAUAAUAAUAAUAAUAACAAAUCAACUCCAAUACUAGAUACUGUAAUUGCUUUAUAUGAUUAUGCAGGGCCAAAUUCAUCGAAUUUAUCAUUAAAUUUAGGAGAUACAAUCUAUGUUAUUACUAAAUCCUCAACAGGUUGGUGGGAUGGUGUUUCAAUAGGAAAUCAUGGUGAAUUACAAAGAGGAUGGUUUCCUUAUAAUUAUGUUAGAUCAGUUAAUUAUGUUCAACCAGUACUUAAUAAAUUGAAAGAUAAUAAAGAAUUAGACUUAAUAACUGCAGCUAAUACUGCAGCUAAUGUUUUAAUACCUUCAUUUACCAGUCUACUACAAAAAAAUUUACAAGAAUCAGAUAGAAAUAGUCCUAAUAAUACAACAAGGAAAAAUUCAGUUGUUAGUUUUGCUAGUUCAGAAGCUAGUAAUCCAUCCGAUUCAAAAUAUAAUAACAACAAUCCUGGUAAUACUUCAAAUAUUCAAUUGCCACAAAAAAAAUUAUCACAUUCCUCCUCAAAUCAAGUUUCACCAGUUUCUCAACCUUCACUGUCACCUUUUAUAGAUCUGCAUAACACGCCUCAGCAACAUUCUAUUACUAAUACUAAUGGUGAAAAUGAAGAAAUUGAAAUUAUUGACGUUUUAGAAGCUGAACAAUUAAUUGAAGAUUAUAGAUCUAAAUAUAAUGAAACUUUAGUUUGGCUUCCAAAGCAUACAACAAAAGGUGAUUUUGUAUUUUAUUGUCAACAAUUGGAUAUUUACUGUGAAUCAGUUCCAUUAAUAUUUUUUCAAUCAGAUUCCUUAUCACCAAAUCUUAGAUAUCCCGAUAGUGAAACUAUUCAAGCUACAUCUGCAGUGCAAAUUCAAGGACAUCAAAAUAUCGAUAACACUUUAGAGAAUCAAAAUUUUAGUGGACCUUUUGAUUCGUUUAAGCGUGAUUCUCAUACUUCAGUCACAACUCAAAGUAGUGGCUCAUCAUAUCAUCAAUUCAGUAGACCUUUUUUUGCCAUGGACAAUUUAUUUUAUAAACAUUCAUUAGAUGUAACAUAUUGGACUCAACUCAAAGAGGAUUUUCGUUAUAUUUUAGAUUUGAUAAUAAAAUCAUUGAAAGAGCAAAAUGUUCAGUUUUUCAGCACUCAUUUUUCAAGAUUAAAUAAACUAGUUUUAAUACUAUUAGGAGCAUUGAGAUUAAAUAGAGAUGAUUAUAUUGAUACAAAACAUAGAAAGCCUUUAAGAAAGAAAUUCAAGAUGAUUUGUACGUCAUUUUCACAGAUUUAUAUGAAUAGUAUUUUACAUUUGAAUGUCUUACAUUUCUCAGAUGAAUUGUCAAGGAAAAAUGCUACAUUGGAGAAAUCAAAUAGAAAUUAUACUAUACCAUUUAGUGAAUUGAGAUCUGGGCAAGCUGAAGAUAUAGAUAUUGAUAAAUAUGAAAUAAUUAAGUCUAAAACCUACAUCGAUUACUUAAUUCAAGAGGUUGAUAGCCUAAGGUCAAGUACAGAUUUUGUAAUUGAUACAUUUUAUAAACUAAGCGAAGGUAAGAAAAUAAAGAAGGCUGAUUAUGAUUCUUCUGAUGCUUCUGAAGAUGAAGGCGAGGAUCGUUUUGAUAUUGUUCCUCAAGCAUUUCCUAGAUUUUUAGCAAAUGAAUUUAAUGGUGGUAAUUGGUGUAAUCCAUUCUUUUCAGCUGACAAUCCUGUUUUGAAUCUAAGUGGUGAUGAUUUAAAAAAUCGAUAUCAUACAAAGAUAAUUAUAGACCAUCAAGCAUAUGAAUCAUUGUAUCAAUACCUGGUGGAAAUGAUUAAUGUAAGUCAAGAUACCUUGGAAUAUUUAGAUUCUCAAGUUCAGGAAACAUAUUAUUAUAAUGAAAAUCUAAAGAAUGAGAGAAACAGUCAAAUUUUGAGAUUAGUUUACAGGUAUCUUUAUCAUGCAAGUUCAAUGAUUGAUCUUAUUGAAUCUCUUGACUUUACUGUAUUUUGUUUAAUUAAGAAAUAUACCGGUCCAAAUGAUGAAAUUGUCGAUCCAAGCAAUAUGCUUAAUUCCACCUCAUCAACUUCAGACAGAAUUGGUCAACAUACGAGCAAUCUAACAUUUGACUAUCCUGUUGUUCUACAGUUUUUCCAAUUGAAACAAGAAUUUCAUAAUCUAAUUUUAAAAAUUAUAAUGUCGACUCAAUCAUUAACUUUAGAAGAUCCUCAAGUAUUCAAAGGUUUGAAAGAUGAAGAUCCUUUGUUUUACAAUAAGGACAUUCUAAGAAUACCGACGGAGAAAACUGCAUUAUUAUUAUCUAAUGUAUUAUUUGAUCAAUUAAACAAUUCAAACAAUUUUAAAUCAAUAUCAGUGAAUCCAGACAUUUUGCUAUCGGAAUAUUUGAAUGAUGGGAUUGCUGCAUGUCAAGUUAUUUUGGAAGUUACACAACAAUUAAUUGAAGAGCGUGAAACCAUUAUUAACUAUGCUACUCGAGUCAUGCACGAUGAUUUUGACGUUCAGUUGUUAUUAAUGGAAAGAAGUAAUACUAUUCUGUCAGAGAAAUCAGAAGAUCAUUCUUACUAUAGUGGCGGUCAUAAAAGUUCAAAAGAUACUCCUUGGUACCUUGAAGGUGAUGAAGAAUUCGAUUUAUUAUUAGAUGUUAAGGGUAAUAUCAAAGGAGGUACUAAAGAAGCUUUAGUUGCUCAUUUGACUCAUCAUGAUAUGUUUGAUAGUACAUUUAAUGCUGUUUUCCUAUUAACUUUUGCUUCAAUGAUGUCAUUGGAUGAAUUGAUAUCUUCACUAAUAUCACGUUUCGAAAUUCAAGCUCCUGAAGGAUUAAGUUUUGAGGAAUAUAAUAUUUGGAUAUCGAAGAAGCAAAAUCCAAUUCGCUUAAGAGUGAUGAACAUAAUGAAAUUAUUAAUUGAAAAGCAAUGGUCAAGGUCUUAUUAUAAUGAAACAAUUUUGAAAAAAUGGCUAGCAUUUGCGGAAUCUUCACAAGUCUUCUCAUAUUCAAUUGGUAAAAUGUUGGCUAAUGAUCUUCGGAAAUUGUUAAAUGGAGAAAUCAUUUAUGUUGAACGAGAACCAAUAAUCUCUGAUACAAAACUACCGGCUCCAUUAAUUAAAGUAUCAACAUUACCAAGAAAACUAAAAUUAAUGGACAUAGACUAUGUCGAAUUAGCUCGACAAUUAACAUUAAGAGAAUUUCGAAUGUAUUGCAAAAUUACAAAAUUUGCUUGUUUAGCAAAAGUUUGGGGUAAAAAAUCUGGUUUAAAUGAAAAUAUUAGUUCAAUUACUGCAUUUAUUAAAGCUUCUAACCAAUUGACGAACUUUGUUGCAUAUAUGAUUUUAAGGAAAUCAGAUCCUAAAAAAAGAGUUCAAAUUAUAAGAUAUUUUAUUCUAGUUGCUGAAAAAAGUCGACAGUAUAAUAAUUUUUCAUCAAUGACAGCUAUAAUAUCUGCAUUAUAUUCAUCCCCAAUACAUAGAUUAAAGAAAACAUGGAAUUAUGUUAGUUCCGAAUCAAUAGCUCAUUUGAAGAAUAUGAAUAAGUUGAUGAAUUCUUCCAGAAAUUUUAAUGAAUAUAGAGAUGUCUUGAAAUUUAUAGGUUCAGAACCGUGUGUUCCAUUUUUUGGAGUUUAUUUAUCAGAUUUAACAUUUGUAUAUCAUGGAAAUCCAGAUUAUUUGAUAAAUAGAACUAAAUUAAUUAAUUUUGCCAAAAGAGCUAAAACUUCAGAGAUUGUUUCUGGAAUUGAUAGAUUCAAAACAAUUGGUUAUAAUUUUCAAGAAGUUAGUGAAAUUCAAAAGUAUUUAGAUUCAUGGUUUGAUAAAUGUCCAACAAUUGAAGAACAAUAUCAAAUAUCAUUAAAUUUAGAGCCAAGAGAUCAACAACAGAGUAUAUCAAAUCAUACUAAAACUUAUAAAUCACCAUCAAGUUUUUCAUUAAGAGGUUUAUAA
Insectozyma verbasci is the source of this 4086-nucleotide messenger RNA. NCBI's taxonomy places the organism in Eukaryota, Fungi, Ascomycota, Pichiomycetes, Serinales, Debaryomycetaceae. The record is from the annotation of a GenBank genome assembly.